Molecule: messenger RNA, 1467 nt
Organism: Apus apus (common swift)
Lineage: Eukaryota; Metazoa; Chordata; Aves; Apodiformes; Apodidae
Gene: RWDD2B
Product: RWD domain containing 2B
Exons: 5
Coding region: 59-991 (310 amino acids)
Molecular function (GO): protein binding
Source: RefSeq, a predicted model, not a curated record
GAGGCUGCUGGGGACGGGGCUCGGGUUCCUAGGCCGGGCUUCCUCGGUGGCGGCGGGGAUGUCCCCGCCAGGUGCGCUGACGCCCGCAGCCGCGCCCCAGGAAACGGCAGAAAUGAGUAACCGAGAAGAAGCCGGGGUGCAGGCUUCGGAAUUAGACUUGCUCUCUAGCAUGUUUCCUUACGAGGAAGAGUUUGUUGUGACUGACCAGCUGGCUGUAGCAGAACUGAAGCACUAUGUUGAAAACGAGUCUGCAGAGAUGCCAUCUUCAAAAGUUCAGUUUAUACUGAAUGUGAAGCCAGAAGCCCCUAAUGCCUCUACGGUGGAAUUCUCUAUGGCCUGUGCUUUACCUUUUAAAUAUCCCACCGUUCUACCAGAAGUUACUGUGAGGUCAUCGUUAUUAAGCCGUUCUCAGCAGGUUCAUCUGAACUCUGACCUGAAAAUGUAUUUGAUGCAAAACUGCAGUGGUGAACCGUGCAUGUUGAGUGCAAGGGAAUGGGUUAAAGACCAUGCAGCUGCUUAUAUUGACAAAGAGAUUUCGUCUUCCUCAGUGGCAACAUCAAAUGCCACACAGUCAGAAGAUGUCACGUUCACUCGGCUGUGGAUCUACAGUCAUCACAUUUAUAACAAGCAAAAAAGAAAGAAUAUUAUUGACUGGGCCAAGGAGCUCUCUCUGUCAGGGUUUUGCAUGCCAGGGAAACCGGGUGUUGUUUGUGUUGAAGGUCUGCUAAGUAGUUGUGAAGAGUUCUGGUCAAGAGUAAGACGAUUGACGUGGAAAAGGAUCCUUAUUCGACACAGGGAAGAUGUUUCUUUGGAAGGGGGAGGGCAUGCUGAGAUUCAGAAACAAAGAAAGUUCUCCACUUUGGAAGAAAAAUGUUUUGAUGCACAUGGUGCCAGAGGAAAUCACAUGGAUUUGGGGCAGCUGUAUCGGUUUUUAGAAGAAAAAGGAUGUGCUGACAUUUUUCAGAUGUACUUUGGGGUUGAAGGGCAGUGAAAGGGUUGAAGAUCAGCACAAGUCCAAGUGCCUACAUUUGUAAGUGAAUCCUUGUAACAGAUAGUUCUGCAGCAGUUGAUCAGAGAGGAAAUUCAUAGUUCAGGUUUCUAAGAUGAAUCCAGUUUUUAACGAAAACAAAUCUUCGGUGAAAUCCAGAAUAAUAAAAAUGACUAAAUGAAAGCUUUGCAUUUUAAGGACAUUUAGGGUACAUACCUAAUGGCAAUGAAAGAAAAUACAUUUUAUAACCAGCUGGGCAGUUACAGAAUUAUAGAUGAAUGAAUAGAUAGAAUUUUGGUGAAUGAAGUAUUGAUAUCUCAGGAGAGGAAAUGGGAUGUUUACAUUAUUUGUUACUGUUUACAUACACUACAUGAAGACUUUUUUGUAAGUCUUUUAUUGUACUUCCUACCUGAAAGUAUAUUAAGCCAUGAGAUCAAUGUUUCAUUACAAAAAUAAAAGGAUGGAACAAGUUCAAAGAA